AUGCUGCCGCUGCUGCUGCAGCAGCAGCAGCAGCAGCAGCAUGUGGCCCUAGGGGGCGCGGGGCUGCGGGGCCUGCGGGUGUCUGCAUGCGUGGGCUGCGGUGCCGCGCUUUCGCCUGGAGCCUCGCCCGAAGCCCCCGCUGCCUCCGCGGGGAAUUCGGAGAGGAAAGGGCAGCCGCCGUUUGCCGGCGGGGCCCUCAGCAGCAAGCUGAGGAUGGCUGCUGCAGCGCCGGCAGCAGCAGCAGCAGCAGCUGCUGCUGCUGCUGCUGCUGCUGCGAGGCAGGCGCCGGGCGGCGAGACGGGAGGUAGAGGAACACGCGGAGACCCCGAGCUCUCACAGCGCAGCGCAGCGCAGCGCAGCGCAGCGCAGCGCAGCGCAGCGCAGCGCAGCGCAGCGCAGCAGCAGCAGCAGCAGCAGCAGUGGCUGUGA
Molecule: messenger RNA, 429 nt
Organism: Eimeria tenella
Lineage: Eukaryota; Apicomplexa; Conoidasida; Eucoccidiorida; Eimeriidae
Exons: 2
Coding region: 1-429 (142 amino acids)
Source: RefSeq, a predicted model, not a curated record